AGUUCUUGACUGACGUGACGUAUUGUUGUGUUGUGAAAAAUAAUGUUGUUGUGAUUAUGGUGAUCAUUUAUUUCACAAUCAAGUGUUAUUGCUAAAAGGGAAAACUUAUAACGUAUUAAGACCCGGGAAAUUCGGCAAAAUGAAUUUAAUAGAACUACCUGAAGAUGUUCUAAUAAUAAUUCUGAAAGAACUUGAUUACCGUUCACAGUACAAUUUAAGUGAAACAUGUUCAUAUUUCCAGCGAAUUAUGUGCUAUAGAGGAAUUGUGACAAAAUGCGACAUAUCUCGCAGUACUUUGGCUACCAUACACUCCUUUAAACUUGACUUGUUCCAUCAAGUCGCGGAAAACUUGCAGGAACUAAUAUUAUGUGCUGUCCCGGAUUUGACAAAAACAGCUCUUCAACCAGUUAUAAAAAAACUGAAAUGCUUGAAGUCUUUGGAUGUAACUUACACUAACAUCUCCAUACUCGAUAUGGUGGAUAUCCACAAGUUGUGUUCAACAAUAAAGAAUCUAAGCAUUAACUUCACAUUUGGAAAGUCUGCAGUUAUCGCUGAACAAACCCUUCUUAAAUGCACUAAGAUGUUAUCUAAGCUGGAAAACCUGAGUUUUGUUGGAUCAUCCCAGAAUUUGAUGUUUUCACUUUUACCUCUGUACCUGUUGUCGGAAGCGCAAUCUCUCCAUGACGUGAAGUUCACGGCCAUAGACUGCGACCACACUAGCUACACCCUGCCAGAGUUCAGGGAGAUAUUUAUGUGCUGUAAUCUCUCCAUAUAUUUAUUUGACUGGCUUGAAAAAAAGACAAACCGUACAUAUAACUAUUAUGUAUACAAUUUUUUGUAUUUAUUCAAAGACCUUGAAGACUUUGAAUUUAUUAUGAUAAAGAGAGAUGAAAAUUCUAAGACUUGCCAGUUCUAUGCUUCAAAUGUUUUCAAACCAUUUGUGAAAGAACAUUUCCCAGAAGAGGACCCAAAAACACCCAUCCUACAGGAAAAGAUGGAAGACUUUACCCAAAAAAGAUUGCUAGGGAAUGUUAUCAUGAUGUUCUUUGAUAAAUCACAAACCACCUUUGAUGCAGAUUUCUUUGCACAUCUCCUCAAACAAAUCAAAGAGUAUUUUCCUGACCAUUACAACUGUCCUGUAAAUAAAUUGAAGGAUAUAACUGAUGGAAAUGAAUGGAGUUACAUAAAUGUGACAUCAGCAGCAGAUUUGCAUCAAAAGACAUUGGGUUGUCGCAACUUUAAUGAACCAGAGCCACUACUGAAGAAAACAAGGACAGCUGCAUCCUCAUAUGAGCUUCAAUUUGAUAGCAUGAUAAAGGACAAACACACCAUCAAGCUCAGCAUUAAUUUUGAAUUCAUUGUGAACCCUAUAUCAUUGAGCCCUGCAAGUGACUUUUUGAGUAAAGUUACUUUCCUCAGUUUAACUGGUCAAGCUAUAUACGCCAGUGACUUCUUUAAAGUGCUGUUUCAGGGUGCCCACCGGCUGGAAACACUGAAUGUGGAGCCGGCCUCACUGAACCAAUGUCUGUGCUCCUCUCUGAUAGCCAGAUCACUGAAAUUCUGCUCCUCAUUACGAAACUUCAAACUGGUUGAGAAAUGUAUUCAGUACAAAACUAUGAUGGAAGGAUUAAGUGAAUGUCCAUGGCUGGAGAAUAUUCACCUCUCAGACCACGCCGGGCGGCCGACCGACCUCGGGGAUGUCUCCCUGUUGAUAGAGAAAUGCAGUAAUAUGUACAGCCUUUACUUACAAGCCCCAAUUACAGACAGUACAAGGAAAAAGUUGUUAAAAACAAUGAAUCAAGCUAAAGUGAAAUACAACAGGCCAUAUCUUAGCAUUGAAGUAGAUGACACUGGGAGUGGUUGCAGGCGUUAUGGGCCAUUUAUUGAUGUUUUUAAUCUAAAUGUUUUUGGUACAUCAGUGUUUAGAAAUUCAGUUGAUUAAUAAGGUAGAGUACCUAAUGUUAAGUUUCAGAUAUUUAUAUGUACACUGUACCAAAGAAUUUAUAUGAAUUAAUAUAUUUCUUCAAAUAUGUAGUUACCUAAUGCAUAUACAUGUACCUUAACAUAUCUUCAUCUAAAACACAUCAAUAAAUUUUAUAUUCUAUAUCUAAUUAAAACAAAAGUUAGUAAAUAAUGAAUGUAUAAUGCCUACAAUAUCUUACAUCGAUGUCUUAUACUCAUAAUAAUUAAUAUCUCAAGAAUGUACAAAUUAUAUCCCAAUGUACGUAGGUAGUCGUAGUCAAUGUGAUAGGUUCAUGUUUGUAGUUUCUGUCUGGUCAGCCUGGCGCACCCCAGAGACAGGAUGCCGAAGAAGGCGCUCCCCCCGCACGCAUAUGUCAGCACCCCGCGGUAGUACUGCGGGCAGUCCGCCGCGUCGAUACAUUUACUGAAACAUGGACAUUGAUACAUC
Molecule: messenger RNA, 2410 nt
Organism: Plutella xylostella (diamondback moth)
Lineage: Eukaryota; Metazoa; Arthropoda; Insecta; Lepidoptera; Plutellidae
Molecular function (GO): protein binding
Source: RefSeq, a predicted model, not a curated record